This is a messenger RNA of Rotaria sp. Silwood2, 531 nucleotides long. The record is from the annotation of a GenBank genome assembly. Lineage: Eukaryota; Metazoa; Rotifera; Eurotatoria; Philodinida; Philodinidae.
AUGUACAUUUUAGGUAUCGAAUUGGCAGCUUCAUUCGAUUCGUAUGAUCAUGUAGUUGAUCCUUCUGCAUCGGCUCCUCUUUCUUUACCCAAACCACUGUCACCAGAUUUAUCAUAUCGAACAAUAUCAUUGUCAAAACUGGCGGCAUCAUUUGCAUCCCACAGUGGUGGCACCUACAUGCAAUCUUCAACAGCAUCAAUGCCGAAGCCAAGCGUCAGUAAGUUAGAAUUACAAAAAUGUUUCAAUUAUUUUGAUAAACGAUCUGCAACCAUAGAAUCAUCUUCAAAAGUCUCGUCAUUCAAUGGUAAACAUGGUGACAUGCCAGUACCUAUCAAUGAACCACGAAGUUCAAAUGAUGAUACAAUGAAUGAAAUGCUAUCAAUUGAUUCGACAUAUUUCUUUCCAAAUGAAACUGUACGAUGUGACGAGAUCCCUAACAAAAUCUAUGUAUCAAUGGACAAACGAGAUCAGUGCCAGAAAGUACGUACAUUAACAUGCAAUUUUCUUUUUGAAAAUCGACCAACCUUUUAG